Agrilus planipennis (emerald ash borer) is the source of this 767-nucleotide messenger RNA. RefSeq names its product dynactin subunit 6. The coding region runs from base 117 to 662 and encodes 181 amino acids. Gene Ontology annotation, molecular function: dynein complex binding. Gene Ontology annotation, cellular component: dynactin complex. Gene Ontology annotation, biological process: mitotic spindle organization. The record is from RefSeq and is a predicted model, not a curated record. The transcript is spliced from 4 exons. Lineage: Eukaryota; Metazoa; Arthropoda; Insecta; Coleoptera; Buprestidae.
UAGAUCUAUUAUCUAUGGGAUUUGUCAAAUAAAAUAUCCCUUAUAAAAAGUUUUCAACCGUUAUGUGUGAAUAAUUUGUAUUAAUCAAAUGAAAUUUUAAUAUUUAAUAUAUUAAUAUGUCUAAAGGAAUUAAAAUAGUUUCUGGAGCAAUAGUAUGUGAAGAGUGUAAGUUACGUGGAGACGUAACUAUAGGGGGUGGUACAAUAAUUCAUCCAAGUGCUUCUAUUAUUGCAGAAGCAGGACCAAUAAUUAUUGGAGAAAAUUGCCUCAUUGAAGAGCAGACCAAAAUAAUUAACAAAGCUCCAGUGGGUCAAAUUGAUAAUGAAAACGUUCAAGAAUUAAUUAUAGGAUCAAACAAUGUUUUUGAAGUGGAUUGUGCUAUAGAAGCCAUAAAAAUUGGAGAUAACAAUGUUUUUGAAUCUAAGAGUUUUGUAGGUAAUAAAGUGACUAUUACAAAUGGAUGUAUUAUUGGAGCUGGAUGUCGUUUGACUGAAGAGCAAACACUAAAAGAAAAUACAAUAAUUUAUGGAGAAAACUGUAACAUGAGAGAAGGAUUAGACAGGCCUUUGCCACAAACACUCCAAAUGGAUACUUUGAUUAGAAUGUUACCAAAUUAUCACCAUUUGAAAAAACCUAAUUUGGUGAAUAACAAGAAAAAUUAACUAUAUUGAACCAAAUUAGCUUUAAUUUUGGCAAUUUUUAUAGUACCAUAAGAAAACAUUUAUUAUUGAACACUAAGUAAUGAAUAUAGGGCUUUUAAGAUGUUA